This is a messenger RNA of Dermacentor andersoni, 2572 nucleotides long. RefSeq names its product CRISP/Allergen/PR-1-like. NCBI's taxonomy places the organism in Eukaryota, Metazoa, Arthropoda, Arachnida, Ixodida, Ixodidae. The record is from RefSeq and is a predicted model, not a curated record. Gene Ontology annotation, cellular component: extracellular region.
AUUUCUCAAAUUGAAAACCCAUUGAAAAGACUAGCUCAAUAGCAAGUAUACUAAAAAUAAUCUACAGGAAAAAAAAAAGAAGAAAAGCUACGCGAGCGGGCUGUUCCCAGCCCCGGCAGCUACGGUGCCAGGGAAGGGAGGGGGGGAUGUAAAAAGGUUCGUUUGUGAUGUUUUAGGUUCAAGCCAAAAAAAAAGAAGCACGCGAUCCAAGUUAUUCCGAUGCCGUCCACGGCGGCGUCUCUCGUCACCGUUGUGUUGGCUCGAGAGGUUAAACCCCAUCAAUCAAUCACAGCCAUCCGAAAACUCACAGCCGAGCAAGUGUGUAUUUGAUUCCCGGCCAGAGCGAUUUCACUACAAGCAGCACAGUUAACCGGUCAGUCAUUCACUUGGUCGGCAUCACUUGAGGUAUGCUUGACCGGAGGCCGCGGUCCAAUUCCAGGAAGCGGCGGUGCUCGCCCUUUGCCUUCCCCCACGCCGUGUUCCUUCCGGCGCACGCGGCAGAACAGGUGGUUCUGACACCUCCGGGCCCCUCCCCCGCCACGACCUCACGGCGGCGGAGUCGCGCCGCGAGCUAGCUCGGUAGCAAAAGAGCAGCUGAAGCGUUGUCGACGCACGCCAAUCACUCCAGGCACGUGUUCCCCCACGGCGGAGCCUCGGCGGCGACCACGCGCGCAUGCUGAGGCAAGCACGGUGCUUGAUCUGGGGACGGCCAGCCCGGGGUGGCUGUCUUCUCGCGCUCGCUCUCUCCGCUGCUUCUGCAGAAGUCUGCAGCGCUAGAUUUAUUGUACAGUCGCAAUUGGUCCCUCAUAGACCCGAAACCACUUUUCGGCCAACGGUGCCGGGACGCUAUUGAGCGGCUGACUCUCGCUCCUUUUGUGGAAUGGCCAAGUGACCGCAGCUACACGUGGGUAGUGGGUCAAGGCGGCACCUUAUUGCACGAGAGCGUCGAUGACAAGUCCUGUCGCAGCGUGGCUGUCUGAGCGUUCGUGCGCCUUUCUUGAAGCUCGUGACAGGAAGGUUUUGCCGCUCGGAAGGAAUAGUUUGGAGUUGGAAAUCGAGGGAUACGUGAGGUGGGAUGUCUUCUACAGCGCGGCGCAGUGUUAAUGCCGAGAUCCGCAAAGCUGUCCCUAUGGCGCCGCGGAUGAAAGGCGGUGGUUCCAGUAGGUCAUCGCUUGUUGCGUACUUCUGGUUACACUGUCUGCUGCUUUGGGGUCAAUGCUGGGCGUACCAUUGUAACGACAAGUACCGGAAGUUGUCGCCGCGGCACACGAUAUGCCUGCCGCACCGUCAAGAUUGCUCAAUAGCUUCGGCCGGUGUUUCAAGGAAGGAGAUCCAGGAAAUCAUGGCUGCCCACAAUAACUACCGACAAAUGGUGGCCAUGGGAAAAGUGCCCGGUUUUCCACCUGCUGCCAAUAUGAUGGAGCUGGUGUGGGACAAUGAGCUCGCUGCCGUGGCGCAGGCACACGCUAAGCAGUGCCGAUUCCACCACGACUGCUACUCUUGCCGAAGGGUCUCCAGGUUUACAGCGGGACAGAACAUGUUCCUCCAUUACUCUUCCUCGCUACGACUGAAGCCGACCAACUGGGCGAGCGUCGUCAGGAGCUGGUUUGAGGAAUACAAAUUGUUCAAUCCACACCAAAUUGACUCCUUCCGUACUGUACAGGACAGCGGCCAUUUUACUCAGCUGAUCUGGGCGAAAACCACUCAUGUUGGUUGCGGCAAAACCCGAUUCAAGAUUAAAGAGGAAGAUUGGUAUCGCACCCUGUAUACGUGCAACUACGGACCCAUGGGCAAUGUUAUUCAGUCUAGGGUCUACGAAAAAGGUCGACCGUGCAGUCUCUGUCCGAACAGAACAUCGUGCAGCGCGUCUGUACCCGGGCUGUGCCGCUUACGUGCAAUGCCUCUGGCCCGACUGUCACCUGCCGACGUCGUUAGAGUUUAUCACUUUCCACAGCAGCGAAUGACACUUGCCAAUCAUGUCCGUGUGUACCAUUUCCCGCAGCAGAUGCAAAAACGAAUAAUUCCUACGUUCCCUGUCGCCGCCGCUUCGAGCCCGCCACCAAUGCCGCUUCGAACAAUGCAGGUUGAACCGAUGCAAAGAAUUCAGCAACGGCCGUUCCCAUUGAAUACCGAGGGGUUAAGCUGGAGGCGUGCAAAUGAGCAACCAGAGCUGAUGUUUGAUCCAUUCGACACGUUCAGUGGCCCUUUGCAGAGGGUCUCAAGGAGAGAAGACCGGGAGCCUCAAGAGCCAUUAAGUGCUGCUAGUGCUGAAAACUCAUCCUGCAAAUGCGACGAGGCGGCCAUGGAACAAAUGAGAAAAAAACUUCUAAGCUUGAUACCCAGAACACAAGAAGUUAUGCCGGAAAUCCAGAUAAAGUGUCAGUGCCGGAAGCGAGUAUCUCCGUGAACAGCUUAUCAGGUUCUGCAUCGCCAAGAGUCCAGAAACUGAUACGUCGACAGCACAGCAUACGCAUCACACAAAAUCUGCAUCGGGCAUCAUUAACGCGGAUAAUUUUACCUUUCCAUAAACACACGGUCACGGAGUGCUUCGUUAAUAAACAGAUUAUGUACA